Camellia sinensis is the source of this 558-nucleotide messenger RNA. NCBI's taxonomy places the organism in Eukaryota, Viridiplantae, Streptophyta, Magnoliopsida, Ericales, Theaceae. The record is from RefSeq and is a predicted model, not a curated record.
AUGAAUGGUGUGAUGUUGGCUAAGAAGAUCCUCAGGCAAGGCUAUUGGUCAACUAUGGAGGAAGAUUGUAUCAACUUUGUUCAGCGAUGCCCCAAAUAUCAAAUUCAUGCUAAUCGCAUGAACAUCCCUGUUAAAGCUUUACAACACGACUUCACCAUGUCCUUUCUCAGUCUGGAAAUUGACGUCAACGGGACAGUCUCGCCAAAGGGCUCAAAUGGACAUGAGUUCAUCUUGGUGGUGAUCAACUGUUUUACCAAAUGGGUGGAAGCACAGUCUUACUCAGUGUUAAAGGCAUCAUAUGUGGCCAAGUUCAUUAGAAACAACGUCAUCUGCAGGUAUGGGGUACCAAAUGAGAUCAUCUCGGACAAUGGCUCGCACUUCAAGAAAGUGGUGAUGGAUCUGCUUCAGAAAUACAAUGUGGCUUUUCACGAGUCAUCAACGUACAGACCACAGACUAACGGAGCUAUUGAAGCCACCAACAAGAAUGUCAAGAACAUCCUGCGAAAGAUGAUGGAAACUUACAAAGAUUGGCCAGAUAAACUACCCUUUGCACUCUAG